Messenger RNA from Megalops cyprinoides (Indo-Pacific tarpon), 1699 nucleotides. RefSeq names its product tektin 4 (gene tekt4). Bases 1 to 1347 code for a protein of 448 amino acids. The transcript is spliced from 6 exons. The record is from RefSeq and is a predicted model, not a curated record. Lineage: Eukaryota; Metazoa; Chordata; Actinopteri; Elopiformes; Megalopidae. Gene Ontology annotation, cellular component: nucleus; sperm flagellum; microtubule cytoskeleton. Gene Ontology annotation, biological process: cilium movement involved in cell motility; cilium assembly.
AUGUCUUCCGAACUAUUAGUGUCAAGGCCAUUUUAUGACACUAGGGCAGUAUCCCAGCAGGAACUUCUGCCACCAAGAUCAGAUGCAGAAUUAAUGGUUAAAGACACACUGCUUCCAUCCUCUGGUCUGGCCACCGCGGGGUACCGGUCCGCUAAGUAUACCCCUUACGAGUGGAGCGCCAAAAACUACGCCACUCUCCUCCAGGCAGUGACUGACCGCGACACCGCGGAGAGGCUUAGACACGAGUCCAAGAAUCUGCACAAGGAGACGGAGGCCGGGACGCUGCGGACCCAAUCGGAGGGGACGCGGCACCUGGGAGAGAGGCUCCUGGACAUCCACUUCUGGAGGUCGGAGCUGCAGCGGCACAUCGAAGAGCUGACCUCGGAGACCGACCUGCUGCUGGGCCAGAAACGCCGGUUAGAAAAGGCGCUGGAAGCCACCGAGAUCCCUUUCGCCAUCGCCACUGACAACCUGACGUGCCGGGAGCGUCGACUCGGGCCUGACUUAGUGAAAGACGAUGUGGAGGAAGAGCUGCUUAAGGAGGUGGAGCUGAUCAGGAGCGUUCAAGCGCUUUUGAAAAAGACAUUAAACCAAACCAUAAAUCAAAUAAGGGCCAACAGGGCAGCGAAGCAGACGCUGGAGCUGGACUGGUCAGACAAGUUUCAGGCCUACGCCAUGGACGCCCAGUGCGGCCGCUACAACAACCGGAGUGUGGACACCCAGCAUCACCCCAACUCCGCGAAGCUACAGGACCACGUCACGAACCGGGAGUCCUGGGUGAAGUUCACGCGGGACAACCUGGAGCUGGCGGGCCGGGAGGAGCAGAGCUCGGCGGAGCUGCGGCAGCUGGUGGACCGCGUGCUGCAGGACACCGCCGACGACCUGCGCUCCCAGUGCGCCGCCGUCGACUCCGCCUUCGCCCGCCGCUGCCAGGAGGUCCACAACGCCAAGGUGCAGCUGGAGCUCCACCUGGCUCAGAUCCUGGAGCAGAUUGGGGCGCAGGAGCGCAACAUCGUCGCCCUGCGUCAGGCCCUGCACGAUAAGGAGGCGCCCAUGAGGGUGGCGCAGUCCCGGCUGUACGAGCGCGCCCAGAGGCCCAACGUGGAGCUGUGCUGCGACAGGCCCCAGGUCAGCCUGGUGGAUGAGGUGAGCGAGAUCACGGGCACCAUGGCGGCGCUGCGGGAGAAGCUGGCCGAGGCGCGGCAGUCUCUGGGCGACCUGGAGGAUACGCGCAUGGCCCUGGAGAAGGACAUUGGCUGCAAGACGAACAGCCUGCUGAUCGACCGGGAGAAGUGCAUGGCCCAUCGCACACGCUACCCCACCGUCAUCGCCCUGUCCGGGUACUGAAAGGCCCCGCCCGCACUGCCUGUAACAUCCGUAUCCCCCAUCAUCACCCUGUCCGGAUACUGAGAGGCUCCGCCCUCACUGGCUGUAACACCCAUAUCCCCUAUCAUCACCCUGUCCGGAUACUGAGAGGCUCCGCCCUCACUGUCUGUAACACCCAUAUCCCCUAUCAUCACCCUGUCCGGAUACUGAGAGGCCCCGCCCCCACUGUCUGUAUCCCCCAUCAUCACCACUGUCCCAUAACCUGCAUCAUGACCAGUCUCAAUUAUGAUGGCUCAAACACACACCCCUUCCUGUCCAAAUAUAACCACGACAUCAGAUACUGUUCACAUACUAAAGGCCCAACCGCCCUUGC